Messenger RNA from Hylaeus anthracinus, 1674 nucleotides. RefSeq names its product proteasomal ubiquitin receptor ADRM1 (gene Rpn13). The record is from RefSeq and is a predicted model, not a curated record. Gene Ontology annotation, molecular function: endopeptidase activator activity; proteasome binding; ubiquitin binding. NCBI's taxonomy places the organism in Eukaryota, Metazoa, Arthropoda, Insecta, Hymenoptera, Colletidae. Gene Ontology annotation, biological process: ubiquitin-dependent protein catabolic process. The coding region runs from base 116 to 1390 and encodes 424 amino acids. Gene Ontology annotation, cellular component: proteasome regulatory particle, lid subcomplex; cytoplasm; nucleus. The transcript has 6 exons.
AAUACGCCACUUUAAAGUGCAGUGUCAUCAGUGCGCAGUGUAACGAAAAAUUAACCGCCUGCCAAGGUUUAAUAUAUUUAUCAAAACAAAACACAUUUAUUUAAAAGAACCAAGUAUGUCGGGAGGAGCACUUUUUGGAAAUAAUGCAUCACGCGGUACUUCGAAAAAUUUGGUGGAAUUCAAAGCAGGGAAAAUGACCAUGAAAGAGAAAAUGGUUUAUCCAGACACACGUAAAGGCCAGCUGUACGUUUAUCAAUCUGACGAUUCAUUGAUGCAUUUCUGUUGGAAAGAUCGUACGACAGGAUUUGUUGAAGAUGACUUAAUUAUUUUUCCUGAUGAUUGUGAAUUUAAACACGUUCCUCAAUGCAAAACUGGAAGGGUAUAUCUUUUAAGAUUUAAGUCAUCUAACAAAAAGUUUUUUGUUUGGCUUCAGGAUCUUAAGACAGAUAAAGAUGAGGAAUAUUGUAGAAAAAUUAAUGAAGUUCUUAAUAAUCCACCAACUCCUGGGUCACAAAGAAGUGGCAAUGCAAACCCAGAGAGGGAUUUUCAAAAUAUAUUAAAUAAUAUGUCCCAACAGCAACUAAUGCAGCUGUUUGGUGGAGUAGGUCAAAUUGGUGGUCUAGGUAGUUUACUGGGUACAAUGAAUAGACCUCAUAGUGGACAGACCACGAACAGUACUUCUGCAACAACUAGAUCUGCUCGAGCUCUUACACACCCUCGACUUACUGCAUCUCACUUUAAUGUUCCAAAUCAUCGACACCUGCAGCAUCCUCGCAUUACUAUAAAUCCUGUUGGACCUACGCCACAAACAGUGUCCUUACCAGCAUCUGCUAAUGAUACUCCGAAACCUAAUGGAGAUAAUAAGCAAUCAACAACAACACCAGCUCCAUCAACACCUGGAGCAACAACAAGUACGAACAACAAAAUACGACUUAGUGAUCUACAAACCUUUCUAUCAAAAAUUCCAACAUCAACAGAAACAGAAUCUGUAGUUCAGAGGGGCGUAGCAACUGAGCUGACCAAUGCCAUCCCUGCGGCGAUCUCUGCAUCGGAAAGCUUGGAGCGUGCAAUGAGCCCGCACUUGCCACCAGGGGACCACCUGUGUACCACGCUAUUGUCUCCCCAGUUCUCCCAGGCGCUAUCAAUGUUCUGGUCUGCUUUGCAGUCAGGCCAGGCGGGACCCGUCAUCCGUCAAUUUGGCUUGGGACCGGAUGCCGUUGAUGCCGCUACCAGUGGAAACAUUGAAGAGUUCGUCACUGCUCUUGAAUCUGAAGCUCAGACUGGUCAAGAACAAACACAACAAGGGCAAGAGGACAAUAAUACGAAACAAGCUUCGCCGACAUCUAGUCCCGAUAAGAAAGAUGACGACGAAGGAAUGGCUUUAGAUUAAGAACAAAAUUUAAUGCAUCUGAUUUCAUCUAUAUUUUCAUUUAGAAGUUGUGGCGCUCUCCAACUGAAAAACGAUCGCUCUAUGUGGCAACGCCGUAUAGCAACAGUUGAUCGCUGUGAUGAGAAGCACCAAUAAUGAGUAAAACCAGGACCGCAAUGGUAAUUUAUGCACCCUAAAACGAUGCCCACUGAUGGAGGGAAUAUGAAUGAGACCAAAUGUGACAUUUAUAACAAAAAUGUACUUAACACGCAUUAUUUAUAAUAAAUGUUACAGUGAUAUCUCAA